Molecule: messenger RNA, 4211 nt
Organism: Cladophialophora immunda
Lineage: Eukaryota; Fungi; Ascomycota; Eurotiomycetes; Chaetothyriales; Herpotrichiellaceae
Exons: 11
Coding region: 1482-2831 (449 amino acids)
Cellular component (GO): cytoplasm; nucleus
Molecular function (GO): mRNA binding
Source: RefSeq, a predicted model, not a curated record
AGCGCCAAGGCCGACGGGCCACUCAGACGUCGUGCCUUCGCCUUUUUCUCCCGUCACACUUGCGCCCAUCGCAGCCAUCGCAUCCAAUUCGACCUACUUUGCCCUUCAACACCUGCAUCCAUCUUGCUCCUCCUGCGUCGUAGCUUGCAUUAACCACAUCCGAGCCUUUCCCAUAACUGACCCUCCUUUACCCUCCCCGUCGCCCGUGUCCGCUCACCGAGCCCGGACCUGUCCCUCUGCCAUUAGGCCCCAGAACGCUGCCUUGCCGGCUUACUCGAUCGACUGCCAUCCUGCUUCUUGGUUGUCCCCAUUGGGCACCUUUCCGAACGGACCCUGUCUUGACGCCUCUGACACAAGCCAAUUGGGCCCAUUGUGUCCGUCUUCUGGUUGGUCCAACACCCCCUGCACCGCAAUGGGGAACGAGAAGGAGGAGGAGGGAGGAGUUGAGUGCCACCCACAGUCGUCCCGGACAGUGGUUGCCACCAGUUGGGCGAGAAAGAGUCCUUGUGGAAUUCAUACUUUGAGGGGAGACGGAGCGCAUGAGAGAGAAUCGCAGCAUGGUGAACGAAGUGCUGACUGAAAUGGUGGUGACGGCGCAGGUUUCCAAUCCCAGCAUUACCUCGCAAAACAAGGCAACAAUCCAACAAAACAGCCCCCUUCUCCUCGCCCAUACCAUCGCCCAAUUACGUCCACCUCCUGGGCACAGCGUCAAGCACGGCAACAGUCACAGACUCCACUCCCAGGUUGUCCUCGUUCGCCCCGCCGCUCCCGACUGGGCUUUCGCUGCCUUGACCCAAGUUUGUUCUGUCAAGAGAAAAUUUUAUCCGGCCAGACGAGCAACCUCGAACACGUAUCGCAGAGAAUCGGUCUAAGGGCGCGCCGCUUGAGGCUCUGUCAGAUUUGCUCUGCAUUGUGUUGCGUCGUGUCAAAGGAAUCCUGUCUCUUGCCCCCCCUCCGUCUCCGACGAUUUCGAGGCCCUGAGAAGCCGCUCCACCCAGGACGAAUUGAGCUGCCCGCGUUUUGCGUACAGCUCCAGACAGCCCUUGUACUACUCGGGAAACCUUUCAACAGUCAAAACCCGCCGCACGAGCUCUCGGCAAUCGAUUAUCAUGGGUCUGUCUCUCCCUUCCUUUCUCUUUUUCCUUCUCGUUUUCGGUGGCCCAAGCUAGCCAUUCUGGCACUGGCCCUUCCCGAUCAUCACCCUGUCCUGCCCUACAUGUGCCUGUCCCAUCUACAUUGCAUCAAACUCUGUCUCUGCCCAACCUCAUCUUCACCGUCUCUUUUCUUUUUCUUCUUCCCCCCGUCCCCGAGCGUCUGUUGGCUAACGUGGUGAAUCUCUAAGGGACCGAUCAGAUCGAUCUCGUUCACCCCGCCGCCGAUCGCGCAGUCCACGACGCAGCCGCCGUUCCUACUCUCCCCGAAGCCGCUCUCGCAGCCGAGGCGACGACUACCGCCGAAGUGAGCGCCGGUCAAGAAGUCCCAUGAGUGGUGCACCCAACCCAACUGGAGGAUACUCUGGAGGGUCAGGCUACGCCGGCGGAGGUCGACCACCACCUAGAACGUUCGAAGAUCGUGCCGCGGCAAAAGAACAAAUGAUGCAGUCAGUGCGCGAGUCUUCUCAACAAGACCGCCGUGUCUAUGUGGGCAAUUUGGCUUACGACGUCAAAUGGCACCAUCUCAAGGAUUUCAUGAGACAAGCUGGAGAAGUUCUCUUUGCUGAUGUCUUGACUCUUCCGAAUGGAAUGUCGAAGGGAUGCGGGAUUGUGGAAUACGCAACUAGGGAACAAGCCCAACAGGCUAUCCAAACACUCAGCAACCAGAGCCUUAUGGGCCGUCUCGUCUACGUCCGAGAGGAUCGCGAAACAGAACCCCGAUUUACUGGCCCAUCGGCCCGCGGCGGCUUUGACACUGGUCGAGGUGGUUUCGGCUAUGGUGGUGGCCCUUACGGUGGCGGUAUGGGUGCCGGUGGUGGUGGUGGUGGUGGUGGCGGAGGCGGCAGCGGCGGCCGACAGCUCUACAUUUCCAAUCUCCCAUUCAAUGUUGGCUGGCAAGAUCUAAAAGAUCUCUUCCGCCAGGCUGCUCAGGAAGGAACGGUUAUUCGAGCCGAUGUGCACGUGGAUCCAAGUGGUCGUCCCAAAGGAACUGGAAUCGUCGCCUUCGAAUCUCCUAACGACGCUCGUAACGCCAUUCAGCAAUUCAACGGAUAUGACUGGCACGGCCGCGCCCUUGAGGUCCGAGAGGAUCGCUACGCAGGCAGCGGCGGGCCUGGCAUGGGAUACGGUGGACGAGGAGGAUUCGGCGGAGGAUUCGGCAUGCGUGGUGGAUACGGCGGCGGCAGGGGAGGCUUCGGAGGCCGUGGAGGCUACGGCGGUGGUGGUGGCUAUUCUCGAGGCGGAUUUGGCGGUGGAUAUGGAGGCGGCGGAGGCGGAGGCGGUGGUGGUGGUUAUGCUGGUGGUGCAGCUCAAGAACCAGCAGCACCUAACCCCUUCACCGACUUCGCAACCUCUGGCGGCGAGAGAAGCCAGACGAUCUACGUGCGAAACCUCCCUUGGUCUACGAGCAACGAAGACUUGGUCGAACUGUUCACCACUAUUGGCAAAGUCGAACGCGCCGAGAUCCAAUAUGAACCAAGUGGACGAUCCCGAGGAAGUGGUGUGGUCGAGUUCGACAGCGCCGACAACGCCGAGACAGCCAUCUCGAAAUUCACCGGCUACAUGUACGGCGGUCGCCCUCUUGGACUGAGUUACGUCAAAUACACGAAUGCCAACGGCAACGAGGCCAUGGAAGGUCAAGAGGCCACGGGUGGCAUGACCCAAGAUCAAAUGAUGUGACCGGCUGGUUCACGACGACAUGCAUCAAAUUCUUUUCUCUGACGAACAAGUGUCUAUUCGACAUGCGGAUCGACGUCGCCCCGGACAUCAUAUCAUUCGAGGACCCGGGGUAUUCUCCAGAUUGUACUUCUAAACACACUGCUUGGACAACUCGGCACACGAGACACAACUACGGCAACUUUGGGCUUUUCCAUAAGGCCCUACCACGCCGACAUUUUCCUUUUCUGUCUUUGCUUCAAUCAAAAAAGUUGUGAUUUUCAUUUUGCAGUUCAGGGUCAUCUAGGAGGCCAGGGAAGAGGUUGAACGGGAAGCUGAGGCUCAAAGGUGCCUCGUGGGAAAUGAAGAGAAUUUCAGAUUGGGACCAUUAUUCUCCUUUUCCACUGAAGGACAUGGCAGCAUGGACAGGGCUAGAUAGGUGAAAACUCAUGAGGGUUAGGGGGGCUGGAGCACGAGAACCCUGGGCAGGAAGAUUUGGGUCACAAAACAACCAAACAAUGCAAUGCGUACGGAUAGCUGGGACAACAGGCUGUAUCUGGUGUGGGUUGUAGAGAUCCAUUGAAGGUAUGGUGGCGAUGGUUACGGUUCUCUUCGGCCGCCCUUGCGACUUGGGGGGGAGGACCGUGGCCGAGAGGCAAAGACGACCUCGAGUGCAGAAUGCCCCCAGUGCGACUCGAUCAAUCACGGUGGCAUCCAUCUAUUCCCUUGGGGCAGGGGGUGUUGAAUGUCCGUGUGAGCAUGUGUCAGGUGGACGGAUCCCUGUGGCCAGCUACCCUCUUCCCUGUCGCAUCGCCUAGAAUUGCACAUGGAGGAGGCGGGCUAGCCACUCCGUUCUCGCCACUGCCUGACGCCCGAUUUCUCUGGUAAGUCGAGCAAAGGGUUGCACUCUGCCUGAGGGAUCAACGCGGUCGACAGGACGGUAAGAUGCCAGGUUGAAGCAGCAGACUAGGUCUAUGGAGUAUAUCACCUCUCUAUGGCUCUGCUAUCCACUUUCACCAGAGACGAGGAGGUGUUCUUCCUCUUCCUGAGGACAACAAAUCUGGUCAAUUUGAAACCAGGUCCAGAUGACCAGCCAGGUGAGCAACUCCUCACCCACUCGAUAUAUUUUCUUUUCCUUUCCACUGGCUGUGGCAGCUGUUGGGUGGCCCUGUAGUAACUACUGACAUUCUUCGCUUCUCCUCUCACGGGGCGAGAAAAGUAGAUUCUUACUCUUUUGCACUUCUCUCCAGAGUUCCACAGGGGCAUUUCUCCCUUUGCGUGGAGAUGCGUUGUCAUUGUUCGAGCUCAUUACUGCUAAAACAACAGACCUAGACCAGGCACCAUCAAUACUAUUGGGUAAAGGGGGAGGUAUGCAUGAAUUUUGCACUAAAAUCUAUUUCUUCG